Messenger RNA from Melospiza melodia melodia, 1100 nucleotides. RefSeq names its product DnaJ heat shock protein family (Hsp40) member C5 gamma (gene DNAJC5G). NCBI's taxonomy places the organism in Eukaryota, Metazoa, Chordata, Aves, Passeriformes, Passerellidae. Bases 37 to 597 code for a protein of 186 amino acids. The transcript is spliced from 4 exons. The record is from RefSeq and is a predicted model, not a curated record.
CCGCGUCCCGUGCGACCCUGCGAGCCUCGGGCGGCCAUGGCGGAGCCCCCGCGGCCGCAGCGGAAGCUGUCCCGGGUCGGGGAGAGCCUGUACCGCGUGCUGGGGCUGCAGAAGGGCAGCUCCCCCGAGGAGAUCAAGAAGGCCUAUCGGAAGCUGGCUCUCAAGUACCACCCCGACAAGAACCCCGAUGACCCAGCGGCAGCCGAGCGCUUCAAGGAGAUCAACAGCGCCCACGCCACGCUCAGCGAUGUGGACAAGCGCCGCCUGUACGACCAGUACGGCUCCCUCGGCCUCUACGUGGCCGAGCAGUUCGGCGACGAUGCUGUCCGGCACUACUUCCUCAUGUCCAAGUGGUGGUUCCAGGCACUGGUGCUGUGCUGCGGGGCCCUCACGUGCUGCUGCUGCUGCUGCUGCUGCUUCUUCUGCUGUGGGACGUGCUGCCAGCCCAAGGAGGAUGAGUCCUACAAGUACGUGGACCCCAAGGACCUGGAGGCACAGAUGCGGGCAGAGGACAGCGAUCCUCCGGGCCCUGUGGUAGCGCAGCCCCCGCCUGCCAGCACAGAGCCGCUGCCAGCCAGCGCCAGGAGCGAUGCCUGAGGCCGGCCCACCCCGCCGGCUCCCAGCACUGGGCAGGAUCCUCCUCCCUUGGGACUGUCACUUUCCGGGACCGCGGUCCCGCCCCCGGGCUGCCUCAUCGGCCUCGGAGGGAUAGAAUCUCAGGUUAAUUUGGCCAGCAUCAAUGCACAGGCUGCCGGGCCCCUGCUCGAGCUCCAGGGCAAUGCCCCCGUGUCCAGCGCUGGUGGUGGCAGUGGCCUGGAGCCCGUGCUGCCGUGGCCCCUCGAGUGCCUUGCCCGUGCCCAGGUCGGGCACCGAGCCCCGGGCACGAGCAGAGAUGCUCCGGGCCGAGCUCUGUAGCUCUGUGAGACCAUUAGCACUGUAACCUCGGGGCUGGGCUGAGCCCGCCCCUCUGCAGCCCUCCCGACGGGUGCUGGGUGCCAAACGCUGCUGCGGGCUUGGGGUGCUCCUGCGUGUACCCCUUCCCUCUGCCCUCUGGGAUUGUCUGGGUUUUGUGGGCACCAUUAAAGGCCGACGGGAGGGGA